This is a messenger RNA of Toxoplasma gondii ME49, 9552 nucleotides long. RefSeq lists its product as hypothetical. Lineage: Eukaryota; Apicomplexa; Conoidasida; Eucoccidiorida; Sarcocystidae. The transcript has 4 exons. The record is from RefSeq and is a predicted model, not a curated record. The coding region runs from base 844 to 8280 and encodes 2478 amino acids.
CUUCUGCCUCCUUCUGUGUCUGUCUAUCUCCUUCUGCUGCUGCAUCGCUCCUCGCGACUUGACUUCCGCUUUGUGUGCAGACUACUUGCGAGCGUCGCUCCAAGUUCUGCCUUCCUGGAAGAACCCCCAGGCUGAGACAGCAGACUGCGGUGGACCUCAGAGCGAGACAAGUCAGAACGGCACGCUACUUCCAGCUUCUCUACUUGCGACAGACCGAGAAAAAAUUGGGAAGAAGCAGAGAAAGACGGCGAGAAGGAGAUACGCGCCAACUCGCUGCGUUGUCCGGCGAUUCGACCAAGCCUUUCUACUGCACUGCUGCAUGCAACUUCUGCUUUUUAAAUCGGCACACCGUGUCUCGACCUCCUGGAAGCUCUAAAAUACAUAGAUACAUAUAAACAUACAGAUUCUUGUAUUGAUAUCUACGUACAUGUUCAUAUAGAGAGACAUACAGGGAAGUGAAAUGAGUUCCGGUGACUCGUCAUCAGCGCAUGCAUGUCAUUGAGAAUGGAGGUCUCUCUCUACUAAACGUUUAGCCGUCAGUCUAAGUUUUGGACUUCUCUCUGCGCAUGCGUCGUUGCUCAGAGACCGUUAAGUCCGUGUGCAUGCAAAUGCGUAUGCAACUGGAAGCUCUUCUUGGCUGCCAAGCAAAUUACUGGAGUGGAGAGACGAGUAACGGAAGUAGUUGCUCACAGAGUGUCUUCAGAGAAAACAUUCCUCUUUAGACAGUCUGAGAGCUCGAAUGUUUCCAGAUCGAACGCACAGCAGUCGCUGGCCGGUCGGCGGCCCUGCGCAGUAGCCUCCGAGCCUCUCAAUGAGAUUUCUUUCUCUUGUUCACAGUUCCAAAUGGAGAAGCUGACGACACCAAUGGAACAGCUUUUGCUGUUUUCCUCGUCUCCGCAUGCAUCGCGACCGGACCAUUCGCCAUGUCGUGCUCCCUCUCCGUGCGAAUGUUUUUUUCUUUGGAGACGGUCUUCGUUCCUCGCUUCGUUUCCGUCUUCCACGUCACCCCAGUCGUUUCCCCCCUCUUCUCGCAUCUCUGAUUCCUCUUCUCCCUCUUCUUCUCCCUCUUCUUCUUCUUCUUCAUGUUCUUCAACUCCAUUUCGCUCUUCUUCGGGUUUUCGUUUGUCUGCGUCUCCCGGCGUUCGUUGCUCUGUGUCUUUGCGUUGUCGGACUCGCAAGCAAAGGCGCCGCUUGGGGGCUGUUCUCGGUUCUCCUUUGGUUGUCUUCUCUCUUCUCUUCUCUUUCCUUCACACUGCGUCUUCGCUUCAGGUGCUCCGCAACUCCUCCUCGUACUUCGCGCCUCCCUCCUCCUCCGGCUUCUCUUCCCCGUCGAGGGCGGUGUCUCUCCCGUUCGAUUUCGACGCCCCUGCAAGGUUGACAACCUCUUUAGGCUCUGCAUCACCGGCAGGAUCGUCUUCCUCUCUCGAUGUCACUUUUCCUUCCUCUUUGUCGUUCGAUCCGUCUCCCGCUUCUUCCGCUUCGUCAGUGGGGGCUCCUGCCCUUUGUCUCAGGAGGUUCACUCCGCGUCUGUCUCCUCUCUCCCUCUCUUUCCUGGACUCGACUUGGGGACAGAAAGGAUGUGGAGGUCUGCAGAGGACACUGCCAGGUCUCUUUCCUCCAGAAUUCGCGUCUUGUUCAUUCUCUCGCGCCUCCCACCGUGUCGUCGUUACCGGCAAACGCCGCGCGUUUCGGUCCUCCUUGCCUUCUUUCUCCGACUUUCUUCCACCCUCACCUUCAUCGUCUUCGUCUCUGUCAAGAAGGCCUUCAAUCCCUCAGUCUCGGAAGUCCUUUGGAGCUGCUCCUCCGUCGUCACCGUUUUUGUCUUCCUCUUCAUCUCCUUCUUCUUUCGCUUCGUCUCUCGAGCAUGCAUCGGCUUUGAGUUCUCCGCAAGUUGCAGGUGGGGAUGAGAGCUCGAGAAACUCCGACGCGUCUCUCGGCUGUCCUCGAUGCAACAUCGUCCGCCAUAGUCGACCCCCGACGAUCGUUGGCGACUCCUCUUCCUACCUCGCUUCUUCAUCUUCCUCAUCUUCUUCUUCGUCUUCUUCUUCGUCUUCUUGCUCGUCUUCUUCCUCGUCUUCUUCUCCAUGGUCUUCGCUCUCGCCAGUUGCUUCCUCUUCGUCUGCUUGUUCUUCCUCGUUUCCUUUCGUCUCGCCAUUUGCGUCAGCCGGCGGUGCGCCGCAGACCGAGCCUCCGCAGAGAGGUCGGCCGCAUGGCCUCCCUUUGCGGGUGCUGCUGCCCGUCCGAGUCCACGUGGAUCCCCAGCUGGCUCGCUGUCUGCACCUGCCAGCCAGCGCUACGCGUCGGCGAGUCUUCUUCCCUCUGGAGCGACUCCUGGCGACUCUGCGCCGCGCCUCGGGAGGCGCAGCGAACGCGGAGGGCGGGGAGGACACAGCGCCAGCUCGACAGCGAGCGCAGACCGCCGUCCCCACUCCGCUGAAAGACUGCGAAUCGAACGCAGAGCCUCUCCGGCUCGAAGACAUGAUGGCGGCCGCUCGGAGCGCUCACGCCUGGGCUGACUACUACGGGGUGCCGCUGCGGCUCGCCUACCGAUGGGUGGAGAAGCGCGCGCGCAUGCACAGCUCUCGACGCGCGGCAGGCCCCGAGACAGUUCCAGAGGCACUCGGCGCCGGCGAAGAAGGAGGUGAAGAAGGAGGAGAGACAAGAGGAGAGGAAACUGAGGAGAGAGACGAAGGAGACGACGGUCGGACAGAGGAGAGAGCAGAGAGUGGAGACUCGAUUCUGAUUGAGACAGAUGAAGACUUUCGAGCGUUGCUGUUCGAGGCAUAUGGCGCGCCGUUGCGCGAGUACCUUCGGGUGCCACUGUGUGCUCAUGGAGUUGAGGACUCCGAGGAGAAUCAGAACGCGCAAGACGGCUCAGUCGAAGGAGAGGAAACAGCCGAUGCAUCCCGGCGUCGACUUGAGGACGAAGGACGAGAAGACAACGAGGAACGAACUGAACAGAGGGAGGCGACCCAUCCCGUUCGCUUGCUGCGAGUGAAGCCCGCUCCUCCGAACAUGUCCUCCACAUCUCAGGAUAAAGUCCUCACUUUCUUUCUUCUUCCCCCGCCAGCUCCGCAUUGGCCCCCUCCUCCUGUUGCUCCUUUUCUUCUUUCUCUGUCACCUGCCGCUGCGGCUGCGUCGAGUCCACGUUCUUCUUCUUCAUUUUCAUCAUCUUCGUCAUCUUCGUUGCCGCCUUGUCCCCCGUCUUCUUCACCAUUGUCGCCUUCUCCUCUCUCUUCUUCGUCUGCGUCACCGUCGAAACAGCGCGCGUCUCGCUUUCGUCUGGUGUCUUUCUACAAAUUUGUGUCUUUUCCGCGUCCGGAGCAGAUCGCGCAGAUUCUGCGUCUGGCAUGGACGCCGCUGGGGAUUCUGGGGCGUACGUACGUCGCAGCAGAGGGGAUAAACGGCCAGCUAGCUGUGCCGGCAGAGCACCUUCCUCACUUUUACGCUUCUCUCCAGCUUCUCCCUGAACUGCGGCAGCAUGUCGCCAUCAACCUCGACCCAUGGGAGAUGGAUGCCGAGGAGUAUUUCGGUCAGGCGGGAGCCGAGGAAGACGCUCCCUCCGACCGGCCUUGCGACGAAGCGCACCGAAACAAAGGCGACGCAAACGCGAGUGCAGACGGACUGCUGUUUGAGGCGGCCGCUGAAGCCAAGGCACCCGACGCCCGCGCGCGUUCGCAUGCGCCACCCUUUGAGGACCUUUGCAUUCGCGUGCGACAUCAAAUCCUCGCUGACGGGGCCUCCACAGCGGAGCCGCGCGCUACCGAUCGAAGGGGAAAAACGUCGUUCAGAGCGCGAACAGCAGCUGCGGCCGCCGAGGCUUUACACGGAGCUCCACGCAGGUCCCCAGAGAUGUCGCCGGCGUCUCCAGAGGUGCCGCCACUGGCCGCGAGCGACUGGGGACUGAAGGACUUGGACUGGAACGACUGCGGAGUUGAACUGGAGCCAAAGGAAUGGGAAGCGAAGCUGCGCGAAAUGCUGAAGCUGCAGAGCGAGGCAGAACAGGAACAGGCGAGAGAGACGAGAGAGGCGAGCGACCUGGAGGCGGGGAAGCGAGACCAUGGCGCAGGCGAGGGCGAGACGCGGGAGCAACGGCGACGGAAGAGAAUCGUGCUCUUGGACUGUCGCAACAUGUACGAGUCAGACAUUGGAUUCUUCAAGGGAGCGGUGCCUCUAAACACCAAUAUUUUUUCCGAGAGCUUUGGAUCCGACGGCGCUCUCCGCACUGUUCUGGCUCGUCACACAAGUCUGCCAGGAUCCUCCCGAGCCGAAACCAGUGAAGAGAAGCGGUCGCCUGAAUAUGCUUCCUCUGCUUUCUCUCCCGCUGCCUCUUCUCCGUCUCCUCUUUCACCUGCUCCUUCCUUCCAGUCUUCCUCUCGCUCGCUUGGCGGGGACGAAAGGCGACAAGACGAAAGAGAAGGCGCAGAAGGAGACGCAGAAGGAGAGAAGCGAGCUGGCGACGGCCGAGACGAAACUCGAGAAGAAGAGAGAAAAGAAGAGCUCGAGGUGAUGAUGUACUGUACAGGGGGAAUUCGUUGUGUGAAGGCUGGGGCAUAUGUGAAGCAGAGGCUGGGCAUCCCUUGCGUUUUUCGCCUGAAGGGCGGCGUUCUCCGUUACGUGGAGUAUCUGCAGACUUUGGAGAAGGAGAGCAAGAAACGUCUGCAAAACUCUGCAACUGUCGAGGCGGAAGACGAGGGAGAGAAAGAACCACCGUCGCGAGACACCGCACUCGAGGCGCCCCCAGGACUGUCCGCAAGUAGUUCAGCCGCUAGCGGGGAGCCGAAAGGCAAUCGCGAAUUCCUUGAUGAACGCGAGGCCUCAGCGGAGCAAGCGGCGAAGGCGAGAGACCGCCUCUGCAGCCUCGCUCUCUCUUCGUCGGAUACGGAGUGUAAGCCUCGGGAUGCCUCUCCGUCGUCCUUCCUCGACAAGCGCAGCUUUUUUCUUGGCAGUCUGUACGUUUUCGACCACCGAAUGACGCGCCGAGUCACCUCCCAUUUGUUCGCCGCAUGCAGUGCGUGUCAGAAAAGGAAAUCCGCCUUCUACACCAACUGUCAAUACACCUCGUGCCAUGCGCGCAUCCUCCUAUGCACCGACUGCGCCGACGCUCUCCACGGAUGCUGCAGCCGCGCAUGCAAAGCGAAAGUUGUUCGACACAGAGCAGAGGGGAUAGGACGACACAGAGAGGACGGUGAGGUGCUCGGAGCGACCGAUGGGGAACGCGAGACGCAAACAGCGAAAGAGGUCGGUGAGGGCAGCCAGAAGGAAGAGAGAGCGAAGGAAGAAGUCGGCGAGAAGAAGGAGGAGAACGGUGCGAGCGACAAGGCAAACGAGAGAGAAGAAAGAGGGCGAGAACAAGGGGACAUGUUUCCAGAGGCGAGAACAGUUUUUCCUGAGACUGCGUUGGAGAACUUCGAAGGCGACACAGAGGGCGAAGCAGACGCUUUCCUUCUUGAAGCGCGAGAACGACGAGCGAAGGCGAGAGAGAGGCGACGACGAGUCGAAGAAAAACAACGACGCGCGCGAGAGAAGCUUCUCCCUACGCAACUCAGACUGGCUGUGCUUCUCAACGACGCCGCAAAGGCGAGUAGGACUCACAGCGACAGACAUGGAGAAGAAGGACGAAGCGAAGAGCCAGCAACAGAUGGCGACAGAAUCAGACACGCAGCGAAAGCAGACGAAGGUGCAGCUGUCGAGCAUGAAGGCGAACGAACCGACCAAGGAGCCGAAGAACAUGCAGCAGAGGGAGGACAGGCAGAGGCCGAAGACGUCGCAGCAGAUACGCGAAGCAGAGACGAGCUGCGACAUCACGUAGCAACGCGAGAGCGAGAAGAAAAGGGAGAAGAGGCGAGAGAAGGAGGCCAGCGACGAGAAGACAGUGCAGAAGAAGUCAAAGAGAAGGCGCCGAGGUCGUUUCUCUCUGCCUUCCUCGGCCCUUUGUGGGUGCCCUGGAGCUCGGGAAAAGCCAAACACCCACAAGGCAAUUUGGCAUCCUUCUCCUCUCACCCGAGCUCGCGCCUGAGACAUCCUCCUAGCUCUGACGGCCCUCGCCGGCUUCGCGUCUUUACGUCGCCUUUGCUUUCGUUGUCGCCUCUCUCGUCUCCGCGGUCGUCUUCACCUUACUCUUUCCUGACUGUUUCUCCUUCGUCUCCCUCUCCGCUCUCGGCUUCUUCGCGCGCUUCGAUCUCUUCGUUUUCUGGUUCUCCGUUGCCGCCUCCACAGGCUUUAAGUCGGGCCUCUGCUGUGGAUUCGCUCGAGUCUCCGUCUGCUUCCCCGCCUUCUCUCCGGGCCUCCGCUCCGUGUGCCGAGGCGGCGAAUGGAGCAGGACUACGCGCAGCAGGCGGCCGUGGUCCAGAGGCGGAACUGGGCGGUCAGAGCAAGACUUGCGCGCAGAGCGGACGCAACCUCAGGGAGCGAGAAAGACGCGAGCUGGAAGCGAGAGGAGACGCCAGAGUUGCGGGAGAAAGCAAUCUGAGUGGGAGAGAAGCGGAGUGCCAGGAGCGGGGAGACGAGGAGAGCGCGAACGUCGGCGUCGACGCUCUGGGGGAACUGCAUGCAGAGGCGACAGCAGCGAGCUCUGCUUCGUUUGCUCAGGAACCCAUUCUAGAUCAACUGCGUCUCGCGACGGAGGAACUCGUCUGGGGCAGGGAGAGCGGCGAGAAAACAAACUCUGACAAGGCGAGAGCCGAGGCCUGUCGGCGACGUUCGUUGCGAGGAAAGGAUGCAGAGAGAUCCCCUCGGCUAGAGAUCGAAGAAGCGAGUCGCAUGUGGAGGGGAAGAAGCGACGAGCAGCCCACACGAGCCGAAAGCGAAGAAGAGAGCGCGCCUGCGCGAGAGGUAGCGAGAGGCAGGGGAACUCGCCUGUCGAAGAAAACGCGUGGAGAAGGAGAGCGAGAAGACGCGAACCCCAGAGAAGUCAGCGAAACGUCUUCGGGGCCCUGGUGGAGUGACAAACUGCAGUGCAGGCUUCUGUCCACUAUUUCGCGGCUUCAAAAGCCUCGUGCCAUCCUCGAAAUUGGCACCUUCACCGGCCUUUCCACUCUCAGCCUCGCAGAAGGCCUCUCAAUCAACGCCCGACCCUCCCACCCGUCGCCUGCCAAGUGGUGGAAGUCUCCGAGAUCGGAACAACAGAGCGGAAACGAGGAGAAAGAAGAGGAAGAGGAAACGCAGGAAACGCCCGCUCGACGGCCCGGAGCAAAGGACCAUCUUCUCCCUCAAUCCGAGAAAGGACACAAUCUCGAAGGAAGGCCCCCUGUCCUUGUCACAAUUGAGAGGGACCGGCGAGCGCUGGACGUAGCUCGGGCCCAUUUCGCUUCCUCACCGUAUGCGGCUUAUAUUCGGGUAAUCGAGGGCGAGGCCCGAGAGGCGCUUGCGCUGCUUCAGAGGAAAGUGAAGCCGCGGAGUGUCGAAGGAGGGGGCGGCCCCAGGCUGGUUGAGUCGAAACGAGAGAGGAAAACUCUCGACGAAGAGCAGGACGAAGCCAGUGAGAAAGAGAGACAGGCGAGGGGGGAGCGAGGAGAAAGGACGAACGAGAAAGGGGAAGACGAGCGAGUGAGGGGGGAAGGCGAUCGGCAAGCAAGUUUGAGUUCUCUGCAUUUCCCAGAGACGCACCAAGACGCGCGACAGGCUGACGAUACAAAGGCUGAACACGGCCAAGCCUCUUUUGCCUUGGAGAGCGAUCUCAGGAACCUCUUGAUUCCCCCCGAGGGAUUUGAUUUGAUUUUUCUCGACGCGAGCAAAAGGCAGUACGGCGAGUUUCUUCGAGAUUUUAUUCUACAUCCCUCGCAGCCGCUCCUCGCACCCGGGGGCCUUCUGUUGAUUGAUAACAUUCUCUUCAAGGCGAACCGGAAGAGGGACGCGUCUUCAGGGGCGCUUGUGGCCAGGGAGAAAGAACUCGACUUCGGAGACGCAACUGCGGAGACGCGAAAAGAAGGCGACAGCGGAGACGAGGCCGAGACACCGACGCACGACCAGAGGAACGCGGAUGGGCGGAGGGAGCAAGGGAACGGCAGGAACGAAGAACUCUCAGAUCCCGAGCACACAAACGAGAUCAGACACACGGAGCAACUUGAAGAGAGGGUGAUCGAGGAGAACAAGACGCCAGAGUUGGAAGAGAACGGGAAGCGGAGAGAGAGGGAGAAGAAGAAAGAGAAGAGAGAGAGACGACUGGAGGAGAUUGAGAGAGAGAUGAAACUAGUGAGGGAGAUGCUGAGAAGCGACGAACGCGUUGCCCAGCUGGUUCUCCCCAUCCGCGACGGCCUCUCAGUGGUCGCCUGGCGAUGACAGAAAGAAGGCCGUUUUGUCUGCAGUUUAUCCUCGAAGUCGUCGCCCUGAGACAGUCGAAGUGGUCCAGCGAGCGCUCGACUCUGAGGACUCCAGGAGACGCACAAAGAUGGCACCCGCCCCAUGUCGGGUCCAGCAGUCCGCGGCGAAAAACAACUUCCUUGUUGCAGUCUUCCUUCUGCCUUUCCAGCAUGUGUCUCUCACUGUCUGCCGUCGGUUUUCCUUUUUUCUGCGGUUCUUUGCGUAUCUGGGGAAUGCUCCAUGUCACCCUUUGAAGCUCUACAUGGCAAGUUGAUGAUCAUGACGUCCGGUAAAGCGUCCACGCCCCAUCAUUAGCUCUCUCUCUUUCUGUCUCGCGAGAGUGUCUUUCUUCUUUUUUUCCACCUAUCGAAUGCCUGCCUCUUUCUUUCUGACGCUCUCCCGCAAGGGUCUCCUUCUUCUGGCGUUUUCUGCUUCUCUCAUCUGUCUUUUCUCUCGGCCUCGCACUCACUCGCUUCCCUUCCUGCUUCGUGUCUUCUCUUUGUCGCCCAGCGUGAAGGCUGGGAAGUCUAGAGAGAGACAGGCAAGACGCAAAAAACGAACAAUUGACAGUUCAUGUUUAGGAUGACAGGUUUCGUCUCGGCGCUGCGAGCCCCGAAAGACAGUCAUUUAGAAUCCAAGUUGAUGAAGAAUCAUGAAGCACAGGUUGCCGCGAAAGAAGAUCGAAAUGCUCCCGUCUUGGAGAGCACUAAUCCUAGCAAACAGAUGGACUCCUCGUCUACGCUGAAAGCAGCGUUUCAACCACCCGGCUUCCAUGGUGAAGACAUCCACACACACAACUGUCCAUCCGAGAAACAAAGACUACGGCUACAACAGAGACUCACGACGUAGCACAGAGUAUCGAGAAAAAUCCGUGAAGUGACCCUGCGUGCAGAGUGGUUCCCAAGAACACCAAGAACAACAAGAACAUAGUCCUGCGUGGAGAAUGGAUGUCCAGGAAGCACUCGAGAAGAAGUCGAGAAACCUCUCGAAAUUCCUCGUCCUUCUCUCCACCCCGAGCAAACGGACCCCCGUGUUCGCAAAGUCGCCGAACCGAGAAUUGGGGCAAGCAGACCAUUUCCGUAAACGUGACGAGACAAAGUGAAAGGUGGAGAGAGACGCGAAAGUUUCCAUCGGGUCCAGGAGUCACCUCCACAGCCAUGUCGGCCGAAGGCAUGCUCGUUUCUUCGAAGAACGUUUUCAGUGCCAGGAUCAACGCGCUACCCUGCGAUGGAGAGCCGUGUGAACGAAUCG